This is a messenger RNA of Manduca sexta (tobacco hornworm), 1474 nucleotides long. RefSeq names its product TBC1 domain family member 16-like. NCBI's taxonomy places the organism in Eukaryota, Metazoa, Arthropoda, Insecta, Lepidoptera, Sphingidae. Gene Ontology annotation, cellular component: early endosome. The record is from RefSeq and is a predicted model, not a curated record. Gene Ontology annotation, biological process: activation of GTPase activity. Gene Ontology annotation, molecular function: GTPase activator activity.
CUAUGGCUACAUGAUUGAUGACCGAUUUAUAAUUAUUAUAUGUCCCAGGUAUCCUUAAAUGGUAGCCUAGACUUAGCUAUUAAAUUCUUUUGUCAUAAGUAGAACCGUCGUCGUUAUGUUAUAAAUUCGAUGCACUUAUGUGCAUAACACUUUACGUAUGCACAUCUAUAGUCAGGUAAUAGUUUUUAUUACCUUUGACCUUUUGAUCACCUUCAAUUUACUAACAUAUUAAAUAUUCGUUUUAUAGGCAUCCAUUCACGUUAUAUUAAAAUACAUAUUCCAAACGUUUCCUUGAUUAGUGUACAUAUUAUUAUUAAUUGUACACUGUAAAAUAUUAAGCCUUAUUAUAGAAAUAGUUGCAAUACGAUAAAGGCAAGGCGCUGAUCGCUGUCAUAAAGCACAGCUGUGACGUUAGUCCGAGUGCCGCUGCUAUUCUCGUUGUUCGGAUCAAUACAAUGUUAUCAACGCAGUUGUGUAGGUGUUUACAUGCGCGUAGUACACAUUGAGUGUCGCUUGAAUGAGGCUGUCCCGAGUGACAAAUACCACGUCGCAAUUAUUGUGCAGUGACGAAUUGAGGAAAUGUGAACGAUGCCGUUGCCCGAGUUGUUGAAACGAGCUUCGAGCUAUUUUCUGGGCUUGGAGUUUGACGAUGAAGACCCACCUGAUUAUGUGGACAACGAAAUAUUGUUUUGCAAGAACAAUGUAUGCGUACAUCCCCCAACUAUCGCAAGGCAUGAAUUAGAUAUAGUACAUCAUCCUGGCUAUUUGACGGUGACAACUAAAGUAUUCACAGAUCAGCACAACAACGCCAAGCGGCCUACGCUAUUUCUUAAUUGGAUACCGAACUCUACGUUGAAGAAAUGUCCGUCAGCUGUGGAGACCAGCCCGAGUGAUGAGCUAGUCUGUGUGGCUAAUAGACCUGCUGCUCCGAAGGAUCCCUACACAAAAUCACGUAAUGACACAAAUAAAACGAUAAAAAAUUAUAGCAAUAACGAAAAUGCUUUUUCCGAUUCUUCUGAAACAACUAGUUUAAAUUCUAAUUCUGACAAACAAAGUAUUAAGUCUUCAGAUACGAGAUUUACACAAAAUGAUACGACACAGGAGGAACUAUCGACCAGCUCCAAACCAACAGUAAAAUCAAUUGAUUCUACAAAAGAUAAUGUCUUUGGCAGUUUUGAAAAAGAAGAAAUGAAGGAUGAAGUGUUUGUAUACGAUAAGCACGUGAGGUCACAGUCGAUGACUUCAGUAAAUAUAACAAUAGCUAAUCCUACUAUAGAAAAUGCCGAUUUGACUCCUGAUUCAGUUUCAGGGGAUAGAUUUAUCAGAUCGCUGUCAAUGAGCUCUUGCGACGAGGGUAAUCCCAAUUGGAUGAGCACGCCGGAAUUUUUAGCCCUAAAACAUAAUUUGGUGUUUCCUGAUAGCGUGCACAGUUCGCCGGUGCCGCAAAGAAGAGCUCCGAUGAAAUGUCGAAGGU